UCUUUUCUCCUCACUUGACGACCUCACGACUCGCUUUUAUGUACAGAUCAAACCGUGUUUUGCAUAUUUAACAGACACACUCUCUGCAAGCCAUGGUCUCUGCAGGCACGUUGAUAUGGAUUUCGCUCCGCCCUCUUCUUCGGCUUGUCAUGUGUGUUACUGGGGGAUAUGCGAUCACUAAAGCAGAUAUAUUUCCGCGCGUAGCUGCGCAGGGAGCAGGACAGAUAGCUUUGAACAUCACGAUACCAUGCCUUAUGUUUUCGAAGAUGGUUCCAGCCUUCACGUCGGACAAUAUUGGCGCCCUAGGACCCCUCCUCUUGAUUUGUGUCAUCUAUCAGGCUUUGAGUGUCGGGAUAGCGUGGUUAACCAAACAAUUCUUUUGGGUUCCCCACCGGUUUCGAUAUGGGAUCUUGGUCGCUGGUGGUUGGGCUAACUAUGGCGACAUACCAACUGCUGUCAUUAUGAGCAUCACAGGCGCGGCGCCGUUCAACGGUGAAUCCGACCAGAAUUUGUCCGUUGCGUACAUUUCAGUAUUUAUCCUCUACUACAUGAUAACGUUCUUUCCUAUGGGAGGAAACAAGGUCAUUGCCUGGGACUUUAAAGGCCCUGAUGUAGAACCGGAAGAAGUCAGGGAGAGUGUUCGUCUCAGGCGACAGUUUAUCUUCCGUGGCUGGCCCCGUGCUUUACGGCAGAAGCUACGCAAGGUCCAGGGUGAACCAGACGCCGAGAACCAACUUGAUGAGAAGAUACCAAACGAGGUUGCUAUCGUCACAGAUGGUAACAUCGAUAUUCACCACCGUCCUCGUCAUGGUCGACAGGUCUCUUUCUGCGAUGAAGCCUCGACUGCAGUUCCGACAGAUGCGGAUUUUACCUCUGCACCAUCGACGGAAAAGCUACAGUCUCCUCCACCAUCUCAGACCGCUACCCAGACCAUACCAUACGAUGGGUGCGGUUCUCGACCUCUGACACCUAUAGAAGAAGACCGUCCUCCAAGACCAUCGCCCAUGCGACGCCGAUGGCAAAAGUUCAGUAUCACCGCACGCGGAGUCAUCAAAUCUCUCCUCACGCCCGCGUCGAUCGCUAUCCUCAUCUCGUUCCCCAUCGCCCUCAUCAAGCCACUAAAAGCAUUGUUCGUUGUGGUCGACGGAUAUUAUAUGCCCUCUGCUCCCGAUGGAGAGCCUCCGCUGGCGUUUGUUAUCGACUUUGCAGAAUUUAUGGGUGCCGCGUCCGUGCCGCUGGGUCUUAUUUGCUUGGGAUCCGCUCUAGCGAGGUUGAAUGUGCCACGAAGUCAGUGGCCGCAUUUGCCGUUGGGCGCUAUCUUCUCGCUGGCGAUUGGACGGAUGUUGCUCAUGCCUGUGCUUGGCGUUUUGGUAUGUGGGGGUCUGGUUAAUGCCGGUGUUAUCUCUAGAGACGAUAAGGUCCUGCGGUUCGUUUGUAUCUUCUUUUCUUGUCUGCCUACUGCGACUACCCAGGUAUUUGUAACACAGGUAUACAGCGGAACCGGAAGUGCAGAACACUUGUCUGCUUUCCUAAUCCCGCAAUACAUCUUGAUGUUCCUUUCGAUGACCGCUCUCUCUGCGUACACUUUACAAAUGCUGUUCUGAAGAUGACUAAA
This is a messenger RNA of Desarmillaria tabescens, 1615 nucleotides long. Its product is annotated as auxin efflux carrier. The record is from RefSeq and is a predicted model, not a curated record. Gene Ontology annotation, cellular component: membrane. Lineage: Eukaryota; Fungi; Basidiomycota; Agaricomycetes; Agaricales; Physalacriaceae. The transcript has 9 exons. Gene Ontology annotation, biological process: transmembrane transport. The coding region runs from base 93 to 1604 and encodes 503 amino acids.